This is a messenger RNA of Amblyraja radiata (thorny skate), 1957 nucleotides long. RefSeq names its product N-acetylgalactosaminidase, alpha (gene naga). The transcript has 10 exons. Gene Ontology annotation, cellular component: cytoplasm. Lineage: Eukaryota; Metazoa; Chordata; Chondrichthyes; Rajiformes; Rajidae. Bases 258 to 1526 code for a protein of 422 amino acids. Gene Ontology annotation, biological process: oligosaccharide metabolic process; glycoside catabolic process. Gene Ontology annotation, molecular function: alpha-galactosidase activity. The record is from RefSeq and is a predicted model, not a curated record.
CUGAGGUUUAGGUCAGCUGACACCAAAGAUCCUGUACCGGAUCCUUGGCUGACAGUAAAGUCACCUGAUAUUGGAGCUUCAACCAAAGAUCAUAUUCCGCUCUACGAUCUUUGGCUUCAACUGUUUGCAACUGCUGGGCUGAAACUCGCCGACAACUGUUGGGAACAAGUGUAAACCAGCAUGUACAGUUCCUUUCUUCACGCACAUUUCUGCCACCCGUCCAGUUGCCGAAGGCUGUGAGCGUCUGUCUCUGAGCGAUGGAGUUUCUGGUUGUGCCUGUCGUGUUGCUGCUUGCCUCUUGCGUGCUGUCCCUGGACAACGGCCUAAUGAGGACCCCCCCCAUGGGAUGGCUGGCCUGGGAGCGCUUCCGCUGCAACAUUGACUGCAACGCGGACCCCAAAAACUGCAUCAGUGAGCGCCUAUUCAUGGACAUGGCAGACCGGUUGGCAGAGGACGGCUGGAAGGAGCUUGGGUACCAGUACGUCAACAUAGAUGAUUGCUGGGCCGCAAAGGAGAGGGAUUCUCAGGGGCUGCUGGUGGCCGAUCCUCUCCGAUUCCCCAGUGGAAUUAAAGCUUUGGCUCAAUAUGUCCACUCUAAGGGUUUGAAGCUGGGCAUUUAUGGAGACCUGGGCACGUACACCUGCGGGGGCUACCCUGGCACCACUCUGGACAUGAUCGACACGGAUGCUCGCACCUUCGCCUCAUGGGGAGUGGACAUGCUGAAGUUGGAUGGAUGCUACUCUAACUCAUCCGAGAAGGCCAUGGGUUAUCCACUGAUGUCGAGGGCAUUGAAUGCCACAGGGCGUCCAAUUGCCUUCUCCUGUAGCUGGCCAGCGUACGAAGGAGGAUUACCGCCUCGGGUGAACUACACUCUGCUGGGGGAGAUCUGCAAUCUGUGGAGGAACUACGAUGAUAUCAGCGACUCGUGGGAGAGUGUCCGGGGCAUCAUCAACUGGUACGGGGCUCACCAAGACGUGCUGCAGCCGGCAGCCGGCCCGGGGAGGUGGAACGACCCAGACAUGUUAAUUAUUGGCAACUUUGGCCUGAGCCACGAGCAGUCCAAGUCGCAGAUGGCUCUCUGGGCCAUUCUCGCUGCUCCCCUCUUCAUGUCCAACGACCUGCGGACAAUCUCCAGGCCGGACACGUACAUCCUACAGAACAAGCUGCUGAUCAGGAUUAGCCAGGAUCCGCUGGCGAUUCAGGGCCGUAUGCUACUGCAGGGUAAGAACGAGAUUCAGGUGUGGAUGCGGCCACUGUCCUCGUCGACCAUGGCCAUCGCUUUCUUCAGCCAGCGCACUGACAUGCCUUACCACUACACCACGUCUCUCAGCCAGCUCAACAUCACUGCUCCAAAGAUGUUCUCGAUGCUGGAUGUUUAUUCGGGCCGGGGCUUCCACAACCUGGAAUUUGACAGCAAGUUCACUGUCACCGUCAACCCAAGCGGAGUGGUUAUGCUCUACGUGUAUCCAGGAGACCAGCAGCAGCAGCCGAACAGAAGGCCCGAAGCCUACCCAGUGUUGCUGUGAAGGGGCCUCUAUCACCAUGGCAACUGAAGGCCCAAAGCCUGUUACUGUGAAGGAGCCUCCAUCACCACGGCAACAGAAGGCCCAAAGUCCACCCUCUGCUGCACUGAAGCAGCUUUAAUCGCUAUGGAGGUAUCUGGUCUUCAAUUCCAGUUUGGUGUAUUAACUCUUUGAAUACACAUCUGAUUUGCAAAUUGAGCAUAUUUCAUGCUUUUAUGAUUGGGCUUUUCAGAAGGGGUCGCUAUUCCCUUUUGCCUCUUUUGAUGGUUUAUGUUUAAUUCAGUCUUCCUGUGAUUAUGCUGCUUCUGCUGGUCAAAAGGCUAAGCAGUCAAUUUGGAAUUCCUGCACUAGAUCUCAUGGUCACUGCUGAACAGCGAAUGUUCAGACUCUCAGGUAAAAGUACUCAUCUCUAUAGGGAGGCCAUUCAGCCCAUC